Molecule: messenger RNA, 4011 nt
Organism: Pogoniulus pusillus (Red-fronted tinkerbird)
Lineage: Eukaryota; Metazoa; Chordata; Aves; Piciformes; Lybiidae
Gene: AAK1
Product: AP2 associated kinase 1
Exons: 16
Coding region: 486-3869 (1127 amino acids)
Biological process (GO): protein phosphorylation
Molecular function (GO): ATP binding; protein kinase activity
Source: RefSeq, a predicted model, not a curated record
GCCUAUUUCCUGCUCGGAUGGGGCCGGCCGGGGGCGGCGGCGCUGGGGUCGGUGCCUGACGGGCUCGGAGGCCGCCGGGAGCUCCGCCAAGCGACGAUGCGGGCCCCGGGCCCGGAGCGCAGGCGGCCCCCGCCGUGACUCGCCGCGGGCAAGCCGGAGGGGCUGCGGCAGAGCCGGGCGGCCCCGGGAGCCGCUGCGCGGGUGCAUGGAGGAGGCAGCCCCCGCCCGCAGACAGCUACCGGGCGGGGGGCCCUGCCGGGGGCUGCCCUGAGGGGGCUGCGGGGGAGCCGCUGUUGCCUUCUGGCCGUCCCCGCGGUGGUUUGCAGGUGCGAGUCUCCCGGAGGGCCUCGGCGCCGGCUCCGUUCGGCCCCCGCAGGGCUUGCGGCCCCGGGCCCCCCCCUCAGCCGAGCGACGAGGCAGGGGGCUCGGGAGCUUCACACCGGCGUCGCCCCCGAGCGCAGGCAGCCGCUGCUGGCUCCUGAGCAAUGAAGAAGUUCUUCGACUCGCGUCGGGAGCAGGCAGGCUCUGGCCCCGGCUCGGGCACCAGCGGCGGCGGCGGCGGCAGCGGCGGCCCCGGCAGCGGCUACAUCGGCCGCGUCUUCAGCAUCGGCCGCUGCCAGGUGACGGUGGACGAGGUGCUGGCGGAAGGUGGCUUUGCCAUCGUGUUCCUGGUGAGGACCAGCAAUGGGGUGAAGUGUGCCCUGAAGAGGAUGUAUGUCAACAACGAGUACGACCUGCAGGUGUGCAAGAGAGAGAUCCAGAUCAUGAGGGACCUGUCUGGCCACAAGAACAUUGUUGGCUACAUUGACUCCAGCAUCAACUCAGUGAGCAGUGGAGACGUGUGGGAGGUGCUGAUCCUGAUGGACUUCUGCCGAGGGGGUCAGGUGGUGAACCUGAUGAACCAGCGCCUGCAGACAGGCUUCAGCGAGAGCGAAGUGCUGCAGAUCUUCUGCGACACCUGCGAGGCCGUGGCCAGGCUGCACCAGUGCAAAACCCCAAUCAUCCACAGGGACCUCAAGGUGGAGAACAUCCUCCUGCACGACCGCGGCCACUACGUCCUCUGCGACUUCGGGAGCGCCACCAACAAGUUCCAGAACCCUCAGACAGAAGGGGUGAAUGCAGUGGAGGAGGAGAUCAAAAAGUACACUACCCUGUCCUACAGAGCACCUGAGAUGGUCAACCUCUACAGUGGCAAACUCAUCACUACCAAAGCAGACAUCUGGGCCCUUGGCUGUUUGCUCUACAAGCUGUGCUACUUCACCCUGCCCUUCGGGGAGAGCCAAGUGGCCAUCUGCGACGGCAACUUCACCAUCCCCGACAACUCGCGGCACUCGCAGGACAUGCACUGCCUCAUCCGCUACAUGCUUGAGCCAGACCCUGAUAAGAGACCUGACAUUUACCAAGUCUCCUACUUUGCAUUCAAGCUGGCAAAGAAGGAAUGCCCAGUCCAGAACGUCCAGAACUCUCCAAUCCCUGCCAAGCUCCCAGACCCAGUUAAAGCAAGCGAAGCUGCUGCCAAGAAGAGCCAGCCCAAGGCCAGGCUGACAGACCCCAUCCCUACGACAGAGACCUCCAUAGCACCUCGGCAGAGGCCCAAAGCAGGGCAGACUCAGCCCAACCCUGGCAUUUUGCCCAUCCAGCCAGCCCUGACGCCCAGGAAGAGACCCACGGCGCAGGCAGCGAUGCAGCCGCAAGCAGUGGCAGGGCCUGCUGCCCUGGGCAGUGGGCAGCCUUCGCUGCCUGCCAGCGGCCCCCAGCAGAAGGCAGCCCCGCAGCAGCCUCCGGCCCAGCCUGCAGCCAAGCAGGCAGCGGCGCCGCAGCAGCAGGGCUCGCAGGGGCAGCCCCAGGUCCCUUCCACUCAGCCACAGGCCACCCCCCAGCAUCAGCAGCAGCUUUUCUUGAAGCAGCAGCAGCUUCUGCAGCAGCAGCAGCAGCAGCAACAACAGCAGCAGCAGCAGCAGCAGCAGCAGCAGCAGCAGGCUGCCUAUUACCAGCAGCAGCAGCAGAUGGUGCAGGCUCAGCAGUUCCCAGGCGUGCAGCAGGGAGCAGCAGCACAGCAGCAGCAGCAACUGAUGCAGAACUAUUACCAGCAGCAGCAGCAGCAGCAGCAGAUGAUGGCCCAGCAGGCAGCCAUGCAGCAGCAGAAGGCAGCAGCAGCUCAGCAGAAGCCUCAAGCACCGGCACAGCCCCAGGCUCAGCAGAGCUCGGCCCAGCCAGCACAGCCCCAGGAGCAAGGGGUGCAGGCCCAGCUGAGGCAGCAGCAGGCUCAGGCCUCCCCCCCUGCAGCAGGGCAGGGGCAGGGGCAGGGGCAGAGGCUGGGCUCCCUCACCCCUCCCUCCUCGCCCAAGACGCAGCGCGCAGGGCACCGCCGGAUCCUCAGCGACGUCACCCACAGCGCAGUCUUCGGGGUGCCAGCCAGCAAGUCCACCCAGCUGCUGCAGGCAGCUGCUGCUGAAGCCAGCCUCAACAAGUCCAAGUCUGCUUCCACCACCCCCUCGGGUUCCCCAAGGACCUCCCAGCAGAACGUCUACAACCCUCCGGACGUCUCCGCCUGGAACCCCUUCGACGAUGACAACUUCUCCAAGCUGACUGCUGAGGAGCUGCUCAACAAGGACUUUGCCAAGCUGGGUGAGGGGAAAGCUCCAGACAAGAUGGGCAGUUCCACAGAGAAUUUGAUUCCAGGCUUCCAGCCUGCUUCAGCUGCAGCCCAGGCAGAUGCUUUUGGUGGUUCCUCCUUCACUGCUGGAUCAGGUCUGCAGAGGGACCCAGCCCCAGGCCUCUUCCCGGCUGCAGCUCUGGAGCUCUGCAAGGGAGCCGCUGGCAGCGAUGGCCUCGCUCCCUGCCGGGGGCAGCCUGAGCUGCCGGAGGCGAAGCCGCAGCACACCUCGGAGCCAGAGCUCCUGGCGAGGGAUGGGCCCUCGAGCAACAGCUCCUUCUACAGCAGCGAGGGGGAGGGCACGGACCAGGAGGGAGAUCUGCUGGACUGCAGCGGCUCCAGGCCUCUGCUGAUGGAUUCUGAGGAGGAGGAGGAAACCUGCAAGCCCUGCCCGGGCUUCCCGCAGCCUGCGGCCAAGGAACGAGGCGAGGCCCCCCGAGAAGACCCCCAGGCCCAGCCCCGGGCGGGGGAGAUGCUGUUCCCUGCCUUCCAGGCGCACACAGGGGAGGUCUUCAACGAGCCAGACGUGUUCGCCACCGCCCCCUUCCGCAGCUCCCGCAGGCUGCCCGACGAGGCGGACGUCUUCAGCAGAGCUCCCUUCGCCUGCAGGGGCAGCGCUGCCGCCAGGCUCCCCGAGGAGGCAGACGUCUUCCUGAGGGCUCCUUUCACCAAGAAGAAGAGCCUGGAGGAGCUGACUUGCCCGGGCGUGCCCCAGGAGCCCUUCGUGCCGCCCAUCUUCCGGAGCCCGGGAGGCGAUGCCCAGCCCAGGGCCGUGCGCGGCCCCGCGGCGGCAGCCUCAGCCAGGGCUCAGCAUCCCUCUGCCGGCUUCGCUCAGCCUGGCAACCUCCAUCCCUCCCCCGCCAGAGCCGCCGAGCCGCCGGCCCCCAGCCCUGCCGCGGGGGUGCCGCAGGAGCAGGCUGGCGGCCAGGGCGGGCAGGCAGCGGCGCAGGAGCCCUCCCUGGGCGCUGUCCCCAGCAAACCCUUCCGUCCGCAGGCGCUCGCCAAGUAUUCCAGGCACUACGGCCCGGAGGAUGGGCAGGGGCUGGAGGCCAAGCCCAUCGCUGCUUACAAAGUGGUUUCCCAGCCCAACAGACAGGUGGUCGCAGGCUCUGUCUCUGUUGCCCCUUUGUCUGCCAGGACUACAGAGCUGCCCAGCGCCGAUCCCUUCUCCUCCGCUCCCUUUCCUUCCAAAGUGGGGAAGCAAAAGCCUUAAUCUGCUGGGGGUGUGGGGGGGGCUGGGAGCUGCCUCUGUGUCCUGCAGGACCCCACCUCUCCCUGGACCUCGAAGCUCUGAGUUGGAGGGAAGGCCACAGCAAUAUGUAGAGGGAGAUACAUAAAGGAGUGAUUAUUUUGGG